UUGAACCGUAACGUAACCCAACCGUCUAAACUGGCAACUUUCGCUCUCCUCCUCUCGUUCUCCGCAACUCUCUCUCUCUCUCUCUCCUCUCGCAAGAUGUCUCUCCGUGUGCAAUUCAACCCUACCUCUCAACCUCCCCCAAUGUCCUCAAUCUUCAUUCCGCCAUUGUUACAGCUCAAAUCUUCCACUCCACGCGUACUAAUCUUCGAUCAGGUCCACCCUCGCCGAUCUGUCUCCUUAAAUUUAUGCUCCUUCUCAAUUAUAUAUAUGUAUGUAUGUAUGUGUCUAUUAGAUUGUGUUUGUAUUGUGUCUUGAUUGCUUUUAGAUCAAGGACGUGAAUAUAUUUGGGGAAAAAUGCCGAUCCGAGUGAAGGAAGAAGAGAGAAUCGAAAGGAUCAUUCGUAACCUUUUGAAGCUUCCGGAGAAUCGGAGAUGUAUCAAUUGUAACAGUCUGGGGCCACAAUAUGUGUGCACUACUUUCUGGACCUUUGUUUGCACCAACUGUAGUGGAGUGCAUCGGGAAUUCUCCCACCGAGUAAAAUCUGUGUCAAUGGCUAAAUUUAAUACAGAAGAAGUUAAUGCUCUUCAAGCUGGGGGAAAUGAGCGAGCAAGGGAAAUUUACUUCAAAGAGUGGGACCCACAGCGUCAUUCAUUUCCAGAUUGCAGUAAUCAAAAUAGACUUCGGGAUUUUAUUAAACAUGUCUAUGUGGAUAGAAAAUUUACUGGUGGGAGGAGUAUGGGCAAGCUUGCAAUGGUGAAAACAGAUACCAAGGAAGACUCCUGUGACUGGCAUUCAGGUGAGAGACCUAGUUCUGGACAAAGGAGUGAUGACAGAAGUUCAAAAUAUUAUAUUGAUGAAAGAAGAAGUCCGGGGUACAAACUAGACAAUGUCAGAUCUAGCACUCACAGGAACCGUCCCGUUAACUUUGAGAUAGUCGAUGACAGGUUUCGAGAUGAUGGGUAUGGAAGUGGCAAGCGAUCUGAAACGCAUAGGCCUUCUAAUGCAGAGUCCAGGGCACGGGGCAAGUCACCAGUUUAUCAAAAAAGCAGGAACGUCAUCAGUCCCCCAGUAGUGCGCCCAGUCAGGGAUAUUUUGGGUGAUAAUGUUCCAAAUUUGAGGGUAGGCGAAUCUCCUGAAGCAAAUGACAGGAUGGAUAAUGAGAGCUCUACUCAUGGCACGAAAACGGAAUCUUCGAAUGAUCCAGGCUCUGUUGAUAGGAAAUCACAGGAACAUAAAAGAGUGAACUCAGGUAGCUUGAUUGAUUUUAGUGCUGAUCUCGAGCCUGCUGAUCCUGCAGCAGUGCCACAAACACAACAAACAGCUCUAUCAAUCGAUGGUGGCAAUGGGGCCUCUGUUCAAUCUUCCACAAAGGCAAAUGCUUCUGAUGCUUCAAAUGCAAAUUCUUUGGAAUCUAUUUUUUUUGAAUUGUCAGCUCCUCCAGCUGGACCUGUAGAUAUAAUGUCUGCAGCACCAGGCAAUGCUGUUGCUCCUUCAGCUACACCUGUUGCACUAUCCAGUACACCGACAGCCUUCAAUACUGGAGAUGCUUCUGCAUCGUCACCAUUUGGAAUGGCGCCAAUGCCACCAAGUAGUAGCAGUGAUUCAAUGGCCAGAGCUACUGAUGACAGCCCUAAUAUUCAACAGACUUCUCCGUCAGUUGGAGCUUUUUAUAAUCAGACAUGGACUUCAUCACUUACACCAAAUGCUCAAGAUUCAUCAAGUGCUGCUGCUGGAGACUCAUCUCAACCCAGCUCUAAAGUAGUCCAAGAUACCACCUCCGGACUUGGGUCACAAACUCUUCUGGUGGAAACGAAGUCUCGUGGGAGGCAGGAACUUCCAUCGGACCUUUUCACUGCAAGCCAUUCAUCAUUUCCAGCACCAGUUCCAAGUUGGCAAGUCCAUCCACCUUAUGGAAUGGGAUAUGGCAUGCAGUACCAUCCUACAGCCAUGUCCACGCCAGCUUUUCCCAAUUCAGCAAAAUCAAGGAAUCCAUUUGAUCUCAAUGAUGACAACACUCAAGCUCAAGGUCCAAUGUUGCCUUCUAUGUUGCCUGUGCAAGGAGCACUGCCAAAUUCGUCAGCUCCUACAGCCUUAUUGUAUACUGCAGAUACCCACUCCUCCCAUUUGAUGCAGCCUCAGGCUUCAUCUUAUGGAUCUAUACCACCUUCACAGAUACCUUCUUCGGGAAUGUCUCCUUCUCCUGGGGCGUUCAUGGGGCAACAAUUUCCCAAUAAUAUGCCAUUUCCCAGACCACAAAAAGUUGACACUGUUAGUAGAGGUAACGAUGCUUUUGCCUCCUUGAACCCAAUUCAGCAGCCCAUCAGCAGAUAUUCAGCACCCACUUCUACUCCGAAUUCUGCUUCAUCAUCAUCAGGAGGAAACCCAUUUGCAUAGUGGCUAGAAUGCAUUAUUGGUAUUCCAUAUUUGAAUCAUAAUCUUCCCGCUUUGGGGCCCCAGUCGGGUUGAGGCUGAAAUGUAACGAGCGAGCCAUCUGAAUGAAGUAAUUUGCAACGAAACAGAUUGUCAUCCUUGGAAUGGAGCACGUGUGCGUAUGCUCAGCACAAAGGUGUUCUUUCAAGGUAUUUGUAAAAAAUUAUUGUUAAAUUCAGAUUAAUAUAUGUUUCUGUUUUCUUCUCACUA
This is a messenger RNA of Camellia sinensis, 2640 nucleotides long. RefSeq lists its product as uncharacterized. NCBI's taxonomy places the organism in Eukaryota, Viridiplantae, Streptophyta, Magnoliopsida, Ericales, Theaceae. The record is from RefSeq and is a predicted model, not a curated record. Gene Ontology annotation, molecular function: GTPase activator activity.